Molecule: messenger RNA, 1167 nt
Organism: Oryctolagus cuniculus (rabbit)
Lineage: Eukaryota; Metazoa; Chordata; Mammalia; Lagomorpha; Leporidae
Source: RefSeq, a predicted model, not a curated record
UUUUCUGUUUUUAGUGUCAUUCUUCCACUUCCUCAGAAUGUGAAGGAUUAUUUACUUGACGAUGGAACUCUGGUGGUUUCAGGAAGAGAAGAUCCACCAGCACACUCUCAGCCAGACAGUGAUGAUGAAGCUGAAGAAAUCCAGUGGUCCGAUGAUGAGAACACAGCCACCCUUACGGCACCAGAAUUUCCCGAGUUCAACACAACAGUCCAGGAAGCUAUCAAUUCUCUGGGGGGCAGUGUCUUUCCUAAGCUUAACUGGAGUGCCCCAAGGGAUGCAUACUGGAUAGCAAUGAAUAGCUCUCUGAAAUGUAAAACCCUCAGUGACAUCUUUCUGCUUUUCAAGAGUUCUGAUUUCAUCACUCGUGACUUCACUCAGCCAUUUAUUCACUGUACUGAUGAUUCUCCAGAUCCUUGUUUGGAAUAUGAGCUUGUUCUUCGGAAAUGGUGUGAAUUGAUUCCUGGGGCUGAAUUCAGAUGUUUUGUAAAGGAAAACAAGCUUAUUGGUAUUUCUCAAAGAGACUACACACAGUACUAUGAUCAUAUUUCUAAACAAAAGGAAGACAUUUGCAGAUGCAUACAAGACUUCUUCAAGAAACACAUCCAGUAUAAAUUCUUAGAUGAAGACUUUGUAUUCGAUGUAUAUAGAGAUAGUAGGGGGAAGGUGUGGCUAAUUGACUUUAAUCCAUUCGGGGAAGUCACAGACUCACUGCUGUUCACCUGGGAAGAACUCAUCUCUGAAACAAACCUGAGAGGUGAUUUUAGUGAAGGAGAUGCCCAGGAGCAGGACUGCCCCGCUUUCCGUUGCACCGACAGUGAGGUCACCGUGCAGCCCAGCCCUUACCUGAGCUACCGGCUGCCCAAGGACUUCGUGGACCUCUCCACGGGGGAAGACGCUCACAAGCUGAUAGAUUUCCUGAAGCUGAAAAGAAACCAGCAAGAGGAUGAGUGACGAGAGUGCCGGAGUUCAAGACCAGGUUCGCCAGGAAGCCACCGCCACCUCCAGGAGGCGCUCCUGGGCCGCAGCCUCCCGGUCGCCCAGAGGCGGGGCGGGGGCGGGAGGCUGUCUGUAAUUAGGGGCUUUUUAUAUUUCAGGGCUGUUCACCCGGGGCAAAUGGAAGGGCUUUGCUACUUGUAAAAACAGCAUAAUAAAUAGACCUAAAACAUA